AUGGAGAUGGACUCUGCCCACCCCGCCACCACUCCCAGCGCCGACAAGGCAUCCUCGGACGCGACGCCCGCCGCUUCCCUGUGCCCCCCCUCGGCGUCGCCGCAGUUUCAGACUGGCAGAGUACGGACGCGAUUAGUGCACGCCAUUGAUAUUCUCACACUACUUCAACAGCUUUACUUUCAGUCAGAUCUGAAAGUGAUUGUCUUGCAUACAUUCAGAUUCAGGCGUGUCCCGCCUUGGAAUGGAGGGUUUGCAGAUGGAAGACAAUCAUAUUGGUCCUCAUGGCAAUGUUGGAUGCUAUCUUUAAGUAGAUUCACAAGUUUUGUAGUUGAAUUUUAUGGAAUUGCAGUUCAAUUAUGUCCAUGUAAUAAGCCAUCUAGGUGUGGAAUUUGGUUCUAAUGAAUAUAUGUUGGGCACUAUGGUGCCCCCAUUCUGAAACAUAUGAUAUUUAGAAUGUGUGUGGUCAAACUUUCUUCACUGUGACCGCUAGUACAUACAAAAACUUACUGUCAAACUUCCAUUGUGAACUAUCGCCUUUAUGUUCUACUUCUAACUUCUAACACAAAGUAGUGUGUUUUUGUUCUGACCAGGCAUCACUAAAUCAGGAUGUCAGUUAUGCCGAGGGUUACUUGCUGAUCAACUGGUUAUGUGCAAAACACAUCCAACUAGUGAUGGAUCUGUAUGUAGGCACCGGCAGAGAUUUGUUUUUCGGCCGAAAAAAAAAAUCAGAUUUUGGCCAUCUCGGCUUGGGGCGAAAAGUCACUUUCGGCCAAAAAAAACAUUUCUGAUUUUGGUCAAAUUUGGCGAAUUUCAGCCGUGCCGCCACCGUUGGAUUCUCCGACCGCCGGCAAAUCUCGCUUCCC
This is a messenger RNA of Triticum aestivum (bread wheat), 863 nucleotides long. RefSeq lists its product as uncharacterized. The coding region runs from base 1 to 399 and encodes 132 amino acids. The transcript is spliced from 4 exons. Lineage: Eukaryota; Viridiplantae; Streptophyta; Magnoliopsida; Poales; Poaceae. The record is from RefSeq and is a predicted model, not a curated record.